Molecule: messenger RNA, 1464 nt
Organism: Drepanopeziza brunnea f. sp. 'multigermtubi' MB_m1
Lineage: Eukaryota; Fungi; Ascomycota; Leotiomycetes; Helotiales; Drepanopezizaceae
Biological process (GO): GABA catabolic process
Molecular function (GO): succinate-semialdehyde dehydrogenase (NAD+) activity
Source: RefSeq, a predicted model, not a curated record
AUGGCUUCCGAAACAUCCGCAGCCCCUUACACAGUACCGCUGCUCAUCAACGGCAUCGAGGAAACGACCUCCGCGACCCUCGACGUGAUCUCGCCCUACACAUCCACCACGUGCUGGACCGCCUCAAGUGCUACGCCCGCCGACGCCAUCCGGGCCGUUGAGGCCGCAGAAGCUGCACUCCCCUCCUGGUCCGCAACCAAGCCAACUGUGCGCCGGGACAUCCUCCUGCGGGCAGCCGAUCUGCUCGAGGAGCGGCUUGUUGAAAAUGCCAGCUUCAUGAGAACUGAAAUGGGCGCUGACGUGGGCGCCAGCCAGUUCUUCGUGGUGCCUCUCAGCAUCAGGAUGCUGCGUGACCUCGCGGGCAGGAUCACGGGUAUCUGUGGCAGUGUUCCGGUCGUCGAGGAGGAAGGCCAGAGCGCCAUCGUCUUCAAAGAAGCGAUUGGCGUGACGCUGGGCAUCGUGCCUUGGAACGCACCGUACGUCUUCGGGGUCCGCGCCGCCGCCUGUGCACUCGCAGCUGGAUGUACCACCAUUCUCAAGUCUUCCGAGCUCACCCCUCGCUGCUACUUCGCGCUUGCGCGCGCCUUUACCGAUGCUGGGCUUCCCGCUGGCUGCCUCAACGUCAUCUCGUGCCCGGCUUCGGAUGCCGCGGAAGUCGUCAACACCAUGAUCGCCCAUCCCGCGGUUCGCAAGGUCAACUUCACCGGCAGCACGGCCGUCGGCCGGAAGGUCGCCAAGGUGUGCGGUGAGAACCUGAAGCCGUGCUUGAUGGAGCUCGGGGGCAAGAACUCGGCUAUCGUGUGUGAGGAUGCGGAUUUGAAUGUUGCGGUGCCGCAGGUGAUUGCGGGCUGUUUCUUGAACUCCGGACAAAUCUGCAUGGCAGCCGACAGAAUCCUAGUCCACGCCUCUAUCAGCGCAGCCUUUACCGCUGCUAUGCAAGCCGCUCUCGCCCAAUCCGCAUCCAGCUCCCCCGAGGCCCCAACCCUUGUGACAGCCGGCUCCAAAGCCCGCGUCGAAGCCCUGGUCUCCACCGCCCUCUCCUCCGGCGCGCAGAUCAUCCACGGGCCCGCCCCCGCCGCAGCCCCUCCCUCCACCACCACCGCUGGUGUCCGGUUCGCACCGACCGUCCUCGGCUCCGUGGCCGAAAGUUCGCCGGUCUGGCAAGACGAGAUCUUUGCCUCCCUCGCCUGCCUGAAGGUCGUCAGCAGCGACGACGAGGCCAUCGCGGUCGCGAACUCCGGCGGGUACGGCCUCUCGGCGUCGAUCUUCACGGCGGAUCUGCGCAAGGGCCUGAAGAUGGCGCGGAAGAUCGAGAGCGGCGCCGUGCACAUCAACAGCAUGACGAUCCACGAUGAGCCGGUGCUGCCGCACGGUGGCGUCCGAAACUCGGGCUGGGGUCGCUUCAAUGGCGAUAUGGGCUUGAACGAGUUCUUGGUUACCAAGGCGGUCACUUGGAUGGAUUAG